UGGAGGGGGGAGGGGGGGUCACUAGCUUGCCUUGCCCCCCCCCUCCCCCCUUCCAGGCGCCCGGCCGGCGCUGCCCGCUCCGGGGGGAGGGCGGGGUCCAGGCGCAACCUCUUGCCCCCGCUGCUGUAUUUGGGUGUGUUUUGGGGUUUGUUUUUAAAUGAGCGCCAAGGCGUGACCGGGCCGUGACCCUAAACCCCCGCCCGCAGCUCUGCCAGCCGCCGGGUCGGGUCCCCAGCCCGGGCACAAGCGCAGGCAGAGCGCACGGGGCCGGGCGCCGACGGGAGCCCGGGACCCGCCCGGGCUGGGACCCAGAAGCGACCCGCGCGGCCGGGACUCUCCCUCUCCUCCAGCGCCGUGCGCCGGUGCCAUGGAAGGCGCAGGGGCCGGAGCGCUGGGUCCCCCGCCGGUGGCAGACGGGCAGGGCGCGGGCGAGGCUGCCCCGGCGCCCGCCGCCGCCCCCCAGAAGCCGCCUUACUCGUACGUGGCGCUGAUCGCCAUGGCCAUCCGGGAGAGCCCGGAGCAGCGGCUGCCGCUGAGCGGCAUCUACCAGUACAUCGCGGGGCGCUUCCCCUACUACCGGCUGGGCCAGAAGGGCUGGCAGAACAGCAUCCGCCACAACCUCAGCCUCAACGCCUGCUUCCUCAAGCUGCCCCGGGCGCGGGGCGCCGAGCGCAAGGGCAGCGACUGGACGCUGGACCCGGCUUUCCACGACAUGUUCCAGCCGGGCAACUACCGGCGCCGGCGGCGGGUCCAGCGGGCCCCCCUGGGUGGGCCCGGCCCGGCCCCCGCCUGCCCGGAGCCGCCCUACUGCCUGCCCCACCAGAGCCCCCCGGCCGCCUACCUGCUGGGCAGCGCCUGGGCAUCCCUGGGGCAAGCCCCGCUCAGCAGCAGCCCCCCGUGCCCGCUGCCCCUGAGCGGCUACGGCCCCUACCCGCGGCUGCUGCUGCCCGGGGCGGUGGCGCCUCAGCAGCUGAGCCUUGCGGCAGGGGCGGCCGGCUGCCCUUACCAGCAGCCCCCGGAGCUGCCCUUCAUGCGUUACUGGGGGGAGCAGGAGAGACCCUACGGCGCCGUGCCCGCCGCCAUAGACCUGUGACUCCUUGGCCGUCGGACAGGAGAGGGCGCUGGGUGCUGCGCCCAAAUCUUGCGAGGUGCCUCGGCCUCUCCCUCUCCGCCGGUGAUCGGUAUCGGAGCCCAAACAACCCCGUGUUCUCCCCUUCGCCCCGCUCCUGCUCUGAGCGUUGGCGGGAGCUCCGGGCUGCGUUUGGACUGAUCGCGGGGACCCCUCCCUUGUUAACGCAAUAACGGAAGGGGUGUCACGGGCGGGCGAGGUUUGAUGCGCGCUGCCUCUAAAGAGGAGUCGCUGAAAGGCUUUUGGGGAGCCUCGCUGAAAGAAGGGGGGUGCAAAUUCGGUUGAAAGCGGGACCACCCUUCUGAAAAGAGGAGCCACACCGGCAUGGACUUUGGAAGUGAGCCUGUACUUCCCUUGCUUUGAAAAGGGGAGGCACUGGGACAGUACCACAUUAUAAAUGCAAAUACAAGUAUUAACUUUGAAGUCCAAAUGAAUACUGCGAGUUGUGCGUUUCACUAGAAAUAUCAGGGCUCCGGAGAUUCACCCUGCAGCUCUAAUUCUCUCCAAACUGAUUCUUCUCCGUGCAGAGCAUCCUAGAGGACAUUAUUUGUUCUGCAAAACUAGACCCUAAUAUUUUAGAAAUUCUCUGUCUGCAAAGUAUUUUAAAUAACAGUUGAAUUUUGGGGUCAAAACUUUCUUGUUCCAAGGAAAGAAUGAAGAGUUUCAGACUAGUUUCCUGUUGCAUAGUUAUUGUAGAAGUGGUAUAAUAUGUUGUUUAAGUCCAAUAGUGUUAAUAUUUUCAGAGACUUUUAUUCGUGAAAGCCGCUUUAAAAUAUGCAGAUACUGAAGAAGCAUCAAGGACAAUAGAUUUGAAAACGAUUGAUUGGUUGGUUGGUACAUCUGUUAGGAAUUUAAAAACCGGUCUAUAUUUUUUUGGAUUAUUGAAGGGAUUUAAAGUAUGCUGCCUUGUUUCAUUCUUUCCGGUGGCUCCUAAGAAACGUGAAUUCUCCACUGCAUAACUUUUGUUUCUUUUAUUGUGUUAAAUUCAGUGGUACUAGUGAAACUGGAAAUGCCUGACCUUGGGCUGUUAACUGUAAGCAAGAGAAGUUGAUGAACUGAUAUUUCAUUUUUGUUAAGUCUGAGAAAUUGUUUUGGGGACUGAAAGUUAUGUGCUAUCAUUUUAAAAAGUGAAAUGUAGUUACUUUCUGGAAAAUACUUUUUGCAAAUGUCCUUCAAAACUCGAUUUCUGAAAUUUUUUUUUUUAAAGCAUUAUGUAAAGGAAUAACUUUAUUUUUUUAAAAAGAUGUUAAAUACCAAAGACUUUUGGGAUAAAUGUUGUGAUCCUUACGUUUUUAUAUUUAAAGAGAAACUAUUUUGGUUGAAGUGAAGUCAGAGGCAUUUUAUAUACUGUUCCUUGUUAGUAUAGUUAUUGCGAACAGGGUUAUAAUGGCAAUGCAGCGGUCCUUUUGUUGUUUGAAUUUCAGGAGUGGCUUCAGCUCUUUUCCUGCCAAAAAAGAUUCUAAACGCAAGUAGUAUUUCUAAUUGAAAUCGCAGGUUGGUUUGUUAUAGAAAUGAAUGGUUGAGAUACUAUCAAUCUGCAUAGCAGCAUUUUCUGGUGUGUUACAUUUUGAGACUUGUUUCAAUAAAUACUUGUUACUUUAU
Dermochelys coriacea (leatherback sea turtle) is the source of this 2731-nucleotide messenger RNA. Its product is annotated as forkhead box protein L2-like. Gene Ontology annotation, biological process: regulation of transcription by RNA polymerase II; cell differentiation; anatomical structure morphogenesis. The transcript has a single exon. The record is from RefSeq and is a predicted model, not a curated record. Gene Ontology annotation, molecular function: DNA-binding transcription factor activity, RNA polymerase II-specific; RNA polymerase II cis-regulatory region sequence-specific DNA binding. NCBI's taxonomy places the organism in Eukaryota, Metazoa, Chordata, Testudines, Dermochelyidae. The coding region runs from base 368 to 1093 and encodes 241 amino acids.